Molecule: messenger RNA, 964 nt
Organism: Exophiala oligosperma
Lineage: Eukaryota; Fungi; Ascomycota; Eurotiomycetes; Chaetothyriales; Herpotrichiellaceae
Exons: 1
Coding region: 1-684 (227 amino acids)
Source: RefSeq, a predicted model, not a curated record
AUGACCCCAUCACUCUUCUCAAACAACCACUCCCGUGGGCCCCUGUACCAGUACUGGAAAGAGCGAAGUGACGAAGAAUCGUCUCUCCGACAAAACCGCAUCGCCGACGCCCGGCUACGCAGUCGGGGUCAACGACCCAUCUCGCCCACGCCGGGCCCGUCGAGCGCAGUAUCCUACGCGGACCGAGCAUCAAGAGGGCCACCUACAUACCAAAGGUGUACCGGUAUAGGUCCUGCCUCUGAGGAAACGGGUGAAACCACAACCACAUCGAACACGCUCGCAGGUCGCAAUGUCCAUUCCCCGACGGAAACGGAUGCAGGCUCGGACACGCUCCCACCGUAUUACGCCGUCGCGACGAGGGGCGAGGGUACGCCUCCCGUGAACACCAGUGGCAGUAGAAUGCAAAACCAGGUUUCAAACACCACCACUCUCCCAUCAGCAACCGAAGAGGAGAAACCCCGUCUUUCCAGAAACGAACGACACCACCACCAUCAUCAUCAUAUUGCAAGUGACGAGACUCCAGCUCAAGCAAGCACAAUGACCACCACCGGCACUACCAUCCCCUUCGACGACGAUCAAGGCAAUGACCACCAACCUAAACGUCGCAAAAGUGUCGUCGGCAAAGUAGGAGGUUGGCUGGCGGACGCGGCGAGCGGGUAUACUAAGAAGCAAGAAAGAUGGUGACUCUUCUUACACUCAUACUUGACGGAUCUCUCGCUCCAUUACUGGGACUUUCUCUCUCAAACCCUCCUGGAAAGUUGCGCAAAUUGCGUUCAUGAUUGUCAUUCUUCUAGUGAGUAUAUGGAAAAAUUUAAGGGACUUAUCCUUAUCCCAAGUGAUUUCAAGUUCCUGCUGGCGGAAUGCGUCACAUAUCUGAUAUCGUCCCUUCAUGGUCCAUCAUGAUUGUCCAUUAUUCAAUUGUUGUUCAUUAACCCUCAUCAAGUCGUAAAGAGUUAUAAAAAAA